Cydia fagiglandana is the source of this 1171-nucleotide messenger RNA. Its product is annotated as carbonyl reductase [NADPH] 1-like. The coding region runs from base 151 to 1017 and encodes 288 amino acids. The transcript has a single exon. Lineage: Eukaryota; Metazoa; Arthropoda; Insecta; Lepidoptera; Tortricidae. Gene Ontology annotation, molecular function: oxidoreductase activity. The record is from RefSeq and is a predicted model, not a curated record.
GUUGACGGAUUGCCAGUCGUAUCUAAAGCGUAUAGCAGAUAGCAACAGUUAAUCUAACGAUAUAAAUGUUCGUACUACGGUAAUCAUACCACAGAACGCUAUUGCUAGCCGAAGAGAAAAUAUUUUUUGCUAUAAAUAUUUCAAGACACCAUGAUUGAUAAAGUUGCCUUAGUGACGGGGUCCAACCAAGGCAUUGGAUUCGCUAUCGUCGAAGAAUUACUAAAGAGAGGAGUAAAAUAUGUCUACGUGACAUCUAGGAACGAGCAACGGGGCCAGGAUGCCGUCAACAAGCUUAAAGCAAAAGGUCUGAAUCCUCUUUAUCAUCAGCUAGAAGUCACUGAUGCAGAAAGUGUUAAAAAAUGCGCGGCUUACUUGAAAUCAAAACAUGGUGGCUUGGAUAUACUUAUCAAUAACGCUGGCGUCAUUGUUGAAGAUUGGGAGAAAACCACAUACGAGGACGCAGUUCGAGUUAUCACUACCAACUACUACGCUAUCCUGACGAUCCAGGAGCAUUUCUUUCCAAUCCUGAAUCAAAAUGCAAGAGUAAUCAAUAUUUCAAGCGACUGUGGGCACAUUUCUAAUCUCAAAAAUAAAGAUUGGAUAGCCAGAUUAACGAAGAAAGAUCUCAAGAAAGAUGACGUCGAUGCAUUCGUUAACUGGUUUUUAGACUCAGUGAAGAAUGGAACUUUGAAGAACGAGGACUUCUUUCAAACUGAACUGCUCGCAUACCGGAUUUCCAAAGUGGCGCUGUGCGCGUUGACCAUCGUGCAGCAGAAUGAGAUUGAUAGAAACAUUUCUGUGAACUCUCUUCAUCCUGGAUUCGUGCAGACGUCGAUGACUAACGGGAGUGGCCCGUUUACUAUGGAACAGGCUAGCAAAGCGCCGGCAUAUUUAGCUUUGGACGUGGAUCAGUCGGUGAAGGGACAGUACUUCUGGUAUGAUAAAGAAGCAAAAGAUUGGCGGAACCCAAACCUUCCGCUUUACUGUGAUUUUAAUGUGACAAAGCAGUAUUUGUAAGUUGUGAAAAAAAUGUUAUUAUAACAUAAAAUAUGUACCUAACAAAUCUAACUUAAUAUUUUACUUUAAUUUAACCGUAGAUUAUACUUUGUCAUUAUGGUUGGAAAAUAUUGUCAUAUCUUUUGGGAGGCAAAUAUAAUUUUCAUCGUUUCAA